UGCCGGGAAUCUUACGACUUUUACCAUCACUAUACUAUUGUUUUGUUGAAUAAGUCCACGAGAUAAUGAAAUAUCGCGAACAAGUGGGAACAUUGUAUUUGCCACAGUCAUCUAUUGAAACAGCUUCACUCUCCACUACUUGCACUCCUAUAGUCCUUACACCGUUGAAGAGUCAGGAACUCUAAUUCCUAAAGAUCGAGGAUAGUCUACAUGCUUGAAAAGAAAACCAAGUUAUAAUAAGAAACAAAUUAAAUUAAUCAGCCUGGAAUCCAAACAACUCCAUUUAAUGGCCUUGACAGUUGAAAGUAACAAUAACACCAUUAAUCUUCUUCGUCAGGGGACACUUCCAUUUAGGAUAUCCAUUGUUUGGAGUGUCACUUAUAGCUGAGUGUUAUCUUGUGCAAUUAUGUGUGUGAAAAUACAUGCAUCGGGCACCAAAUGCUUUGAAAAAUUACCAGAAUGUAUGUUUUCUGCUUUUAGCAUUCAGUGCCACUGCAAUGGAUUCAUGUAUUUAAGCUUUAUUCGGGGAUUGUGAAUUAAGCAUCUCCAGAUCAUGUACCAGUAACCCUGAUCUGUGGAGAAAAGCUUGCGAUGGGCACAUUCAUUGGGCACAUAGUACCUGGCUUUGCCCUCACCCUUCUUGGUUUAUGGCACACCAUCAACACUAUCAGAUCUUAUUUUCUCAAAGGCCCUAGUAACUUUAGAGUAAGGUUUUGGUACCCAUUGAACUGCCCUUUUCCCAAAAUUAAACACCUUGAACUCAUUUUCAUCUUAUCUUUCUCUGUAUUUGCAAUUAUUAUGCAAGUUCUAGACUUGCCGUUUCUUAACUUCUCCUUCAAGCUCCAUAAUUUGGAGCAUGCAACCAUGUUCCUCCACCUUGCCAUAUUUGCAGGGUUUACACUUUCAGCUGAGUUUACUAAUUCGUUUCAAAUCAUAUCUGGGGUUGUUGAAUUGCUUACGGCCUCUGUUUUCUGCCAAGAGCUUUUCCUUCUCCAUUUCCACUCCACUGACCAUGUUGGUCUUGAAGAGCAUUACCAUUGGUUAUUGCAGCUCAUAGUGUUUGCUUUGCGGCAAGGUUGGUGCUUUACUAUUUUCUUUGCGAAUGAUCCAAUUUGCUCCAUCAUUCUUUUUGUGCAGAAAGAUAUUCAUCGGAGGCUUGACAAAGAACACCACCUUGGGGAUAUAAAGGGUUUUGAUGUUACUGUUAGUGGUGGGGAUCAUAAUGCAAAACAUUCAGUUGCUUUAGUCCUCGAUGUUACUGCUAGUGGUGGGGUUCAUAAUGCACAACAUUCAGUUGCUUCAGUUACUGUUAUGGUUUAG
Molecule: messenger RNA, 1320 nt
Organism: Rosa chinensis
Lineage: Eukaryota; Viridiplantae; Streptophyta; Magnoliopsida; Rosales; Rosaceae
Product: transmembrane protein 45B-like
Exons: 2
Coding region: 592-1320 (242 amino acids)
Source: RefSeq, a predicted model, not a curated record